Molecule: messenger RNA, 1188 nt
Organism: Clonostachys solani
Lineage: Eukaryota; Fungi; Ascomycota; Sordariomycetes; Hypocreales; Bionectriaceae
Source: the annotation of a GenBank genome assembly
AUGCCUUCUGCAAUAAAUACAAGCAGUGCCACAUUCACGAUUGAGCCUCUUCCUAAAGAUGCAUCAAAGAAAACAAAUUUCGGAGCAGUUAUCUAUGACCUAGAUCUUAGCAAUAUCAGUGACAUCGAUGUAGAUGCGCUCAAAAAAGCUAUUUGGGAACAUAAAGUGGUCAUUGUCAAAGGCCAGAAAGAUCUGCUCCCACUCAAGCAGUGGGAGCUGGUUACGCGUUUCGACCCGGACGCACCCAAAGUCCACUCGCACGGCAGUCUGAAGACGUUCAACAAACAGGGUGGCAUUUUGUCAGCAAGCCGUGAUGUGAUUGGAAUCCCAGGAGCUGAAAACGUUCGCUUGAUCGGCAAAGGCUACCAGGGAGCUGAUCAUUAUGGAAUCAAGGACAAGACAGUCAAGAAGCCUCUGAGCCAUGACUGGCACGCUACCGAACUCCCAGCUGAAGACUUUGAGAGCGGCCACACUCGCUUUCAAAGGUGGCACAUCGAUGCCCCUCUCUAUGAACGUGAUCCCGCAUGGUUUACUACCCUCCGGUGUAUCCAGCGACCUACAUCACCCAAGGUCACCGUUCACUGGGAUGAUGGAUCUGGGCAGACAUUGGAGACAGAGCCAGGAUUGACGGCGUUUUUCAGCAACGUGCAGACGUACGGCUUGAUGACACCUGAAGAGAAGGCGAUGGCCGACCACAGCUGGGUUGAAUACGCCCCGCACCCGUAUCAGUGGAUGGGUAGUUGUCGAGGCAAUCCCAAUGGUCUUGGUGUUGCUUCCCAAGGUUACGAGAAGUCGCUUGAGGAGCUUGGAGAGUGGAACCCCAAGUUUGUGAAGCGCUACCCAAUGGUCUGGGUGAAUCCGGUCACCGGAGAAAAGGCCUUUAUGGUCCAUGGCAUAUGUGUCCGUAAACUCUUCCUGAGGUCUUCAGCAACCGAGGAACCGAGGGUGAUCGACAACGUUGAAGAGAUUAGAAGCUGGCUCAAACCUAUACAGGAGCGUAUUCUGCGUCCGGAAUACAUUAUGCUUCCAGAGGUGGAGGAAGGUGAUAUUGUCAUGUGGGCCAAUUGGCAAUGUUUCCAUACCGCGAUUGACUACCCGGAUGCAUAUGGUCCUCGAACGAUGCAUCAGGCUAACGUGAGUGCCUCUUCGGCACCCGUUGGUCCUGUUCCAAUCCCAACUUAUGGAUGA